UUCAAGGACUUAUAAAAGGAAUAACCCUUACAAGUUAUAAUUCUCACUAUCUCUCCCUAAAACCCUCUCCUGUCUGUCUGUGGGAGCUUGUGGGCUCUGUUCCUCUUACAAGAUAGACGGCCAUGGAAAACUCACAGAAGAAGCAAGUGUUCCUAUUCUACUGCGCUGAAUGUGAAGACCUUGCUCGACAGGUCGCUUCUCAGUCUGACCACAUAACCCUCCAGACCAUCAAAUGGAGGACUUUUGAUGAUGGAUUUCCGAACAUUUUUAUAAACAACGCACAAGACCUUCGAGGCCAACAUGUUGCCUUUCUUGCAUCAUUUAGCUCUCAAGGAGUUAUCUUUGAACAGCUUUCUGUAAUAUAUGCACUCCCCCGUCUGUUUGUUGCAUCGUUCACAUUAGUUUUGCCUUUCUUUCCAACUGGUUCCUUUGAACGAAUGGAAGAAGAAGGGGAUGUAGCAACUGCAUUUACCAUGGCAAGAAUGUUGUCCAAUAUUCCCAUAUCAAAAGGUGGCCCAAACAGUGUACUCAUCUAUGACAUACAUGCUUUACAGGAAAGAUUUUAUUUUGGGGACCAUGUUUUGCCUUUGUUUGAGACUGGAAUUCCACUCUUGAAGCAGUGUCUCCACCAGCUUCCCGACUCUGAUAAGAUAGUUGUUGCAUUUCCUGAUGAUGGAGCAUGGAAGCGAUUCCACAAGCAGUUGGAUCACUUUCCCAUGGUGGUGUGUAAUAAGGUUCGUGAAGGUGACAAGAGGAUAGUUCGGAUCAAGGAGGGAAAUCCUGCUGGUUAUCAUGUAGUCAUUGUUGAUGACUUGGUGCAAUCUGGCGGCACCUUGAUCGAGUGCCAGAAAGUUUUGGCUGCUCAUGGUGCAGCCAAGGUUAGCGCUUAUGUCACCCAUGGUGUAUUAUGUCAUCUUUGUAAUUGUAAUUUCUGUGUUCCUUAUUGCCAGUUGAUUUGAUUUUCAGAAGGCUCGGAGAAGGCAUUCGCCUACUUUUGGAUCACGGAUUCCUGCCCGCUUACUGUCAAAGCCGUGGCAAAUAAAGCUCCUUUUGAGGUGUUAAGUCUUGCAGGUUCCAUUGCUGAUGCUCUACAGAUUUGAACGCAUGCACUAAAAAAUACAGUUAGACAAUUUGCAAUACUUAUGACAUCAUUAUUCUGCCGGCAAGUUCUGAUAUAAGUAGGUGAUUUCACAUUUUAUGUUACUAAUGAGUCAUGACACAUGACUGAAAUUCGGAUUGCUUCUAGAAUUCCGCAUUUAACGUUAGAACUUGCCCUGUUGUAACUCUCAGCUUUAUAAUGCGUUCACAAAGACAAUAAUUUAGUUGAGUUUGUGCC
Molecule: messenger RNA, 1336 nt
Organism: Prunus mume (Japanese apricot)
Lineage: Eukaryota; Viridiplantae; Streptophyta; Magnoliopsida; Rosales; Rosaceae
Source: RefSeq, a predicted model, not a curated record